AUGAUUCUUGCGAGCAGAACAGGGCAGCUGGGGGUAUGGGGAGUUUCAGCCAACGAGUUCAACUUGGGUGGGAACACGCAGAAGGGAAAUGAAAGAGCAACUAAUAAUUACAUAUGCGAGCGGAGCGCCCAAUCCGAGGAAACCCAAUCCCAUUACGUCUAUAAGUUAUUCUCGCCAGAGCAACCAAUAGCUGGAUUCAUUGCAGACAUCCUUGGUUUGGAUAGCCAAGCUGUAAAUAGCAAUGGGACUAUUGCAGAUAUCUCGAAAUGCAAUGUUGGCUGGUUCCAUGAGCCCCUCAUUAGUGCGCUAAUGGGACGGAAUGUGGCUACUCUUAUGUUCCAAUCGUGGCAGAACCAGGAAGAAGAAAGUGGUGCUUGGGUGGGAGCGAAGACUGAGCUUUGA
Penicillium soppii is the source of this 402-nucleotide messenger RNA. RefSeq lists its product as uncharacterized. Lineage: Eukaryota; Fungi; Ascomycota; Eurotiomycetes; Eurotiales; Aspergillaceae. The transcript is spliced from 3 exons. The record is from RefSeq and is a predicted model, not a curated record. Bases 1 to 402 code for a protein of 133 amino acids.